UCCGACUCAUGCGCAGAAGACGCCAGUGUCGUUGUAGAAUUUCAGACGGCGGAGCCACGAGUGUCUUCAUCUUGGAAAUAAUCGGUGAAAUAACGGAAUAUCUCGGUUCCGGUCAGCAGCCCGGGGUCGUGUGAGCUCCCCGCUCCGUUAUGGGUCCCGUUGUUCUUGCUGCUGGAGCUUUUUAUCGGUGAAAAAGUCAAGAAAAGGUCCAGAUGUGGCCGCCACCUCUGCUCAGGCUCCUGUUCAUGAACGGCGAGGACUCUUGGAUCGAUCGGUGGCGGCUCGGCCUGGAGGGAUGACAGACAUGGAGGCCGGAGAGACUCGUUCCCUCAGACGACACUCUGCACCGUAGAGGCCCUCAGGACUACACACAAGCCAUUUUUGUGUUUUUUUGUAACUGUUUUUUUGUAAGUUAUUGCCAAGCCAUAACCGUCAGGAUGAGCUCGGAGGGCUUCCAGUACCGAGCGCUGUACGACUACAAGAAGGAGCGCGAGGAGGACAUCGACCUGCAUGUGGGCGACAUGCUGCUGGUCACUAAAGGAGCUCUGCUGGCACUGGGCUGCAGCUCUGGAGCAGAAGAACGACCGUCAGAGAUCGGCUGGCUGCCGGGAUUCAACGAGACCACACAGGAGAAGGGUGACUUCCCCGGGACCUACGUGGAGUUCGUGGGCAGGAAAAGGAUGUCUCCGCCCACUCCGAAGCCCCGCCCAGCCAGACCGCCGUCGGCAGCGUCGGCGAGGACGGACUCGGAGUCAGAGGGCUUCCUGCUGCCGGACCUCCCGGAUCAGUUUGGACCUCCAGACUCGGCGCCGCUCCUCAGCAGACUGAUGGAGGCCGUGGAGUCUAAAGGUCUAGACAGUCCUGGUCUGUAUCGCAGCGUGACCGGAGGAGGUCUGGACUCUCGGCAGCUCUCGGACUCGGACCUGGAGCAGCUGGAGGUGCCGUCCCUGUGUGAUGGGGUGAUCCGGUUCCUGCAGGACCUCCCCGGCCCGGUGCUGCCGUCCUCUCUGCAGACCGACAUGAUCCACGCCGUCCAGGAGGUCCGAGACCCCGAGGACUGCGCCCAGGUGCUGAGGGGCGUGGCCAACUCGCCCACCUGCCCCGCCCAGUACGGCCUGACGCUGCUCAGCGUGGUCCGACACCUGGCCCGGGUCUGUCUGCACGGAACCAGGAACCAGCUGAGCCCCCGGAGCCUGGCCGAGAGCUUCAGCCCGCUGCUGUUCAGACACACAGCUGCAGGGUCUGAGUCCGGUCUGGAUCCACUGGUCCAGGUUCUGGAGGUUCUGAUCACCAGCGAGCUCAACAUGAACCAGGCAGCACCAGCUUUACCUCCUAAACCCGUGAAGUCUUCGGCUCCGGCGGCCUCCAGCAGCUUCAACAACAGCAUGGCGCUGCAAGACGCUGAGUGGUACUGGGGAGACAUUUCAAGAGAGGAGGUGAACGAGAAGCUGAGGGACACGGCCGACGGUACGUUUCUGGUCCGAGACGCCUCCACCAAGAUGCACGGAGAUUACACUCUGACUCUGAGGAAAGGAGGCAACAACAAGCUGAUCAAGAUCUUCCACCGCGAGGGGAAGUAUGGCUUCUCCGACCCGCUGACCUUCAGCUCGGUGGUGGAGCUCAUCAACCAUUAUCGCCACGAGUCUCUGGCCCAGUACAACCCCAAGCUGGACGUCAAGCUGCUAUACCCGGUGUCCAAACACCAGCAGGACCAGGUGGUGAAGGAGGACAGCAUCGAGGCUGUGGGCAAGAAGCUGCACGAGUACCACCUGCAGUACCAGGAGAAGAACCGGGAGUAUGACCGGCUGUACGAGGAGUACACCAGGACGUCUCAGGAGAUCCAGAUGAAGAGGACGGCCAUCGAGGCCUUCAACGAGACCAUAAAGAUCUUUGAGGAGCAGUGCCAGACGCAGGAGCGCUUCAGCAAAGAGUACAUCGAGAAGUUCCGCCGCGAGGGCAACGACAAGGAGAUCCAGAGGAUCAUGGAGAACUACGACAAGCUGAAGUCUCGGAUCAGCGAGAUCGUGGACAGCAAGUGUCACCUGGAGGUGGAUCUGAAGAAGCAGGCGGCCGACUACAGGGAGAUCGACAAGAAGAUGAACAGCAUCAAACCAGACCUGAUCCAGCUGAGGAAGACCCGGGACCAGUACCUGAUGUGGCUGACGCAGAAAGGAGUCCGACAGAGGAAGCUGAACGAGUGGCUGGGGCUGAAGAACGAAACCACAGAGGACGAGUACAGCAUGGUGGAGGAUGAGGAGGACCUUCCUCACCACGACGAGCGUUUGUGGCGUCUGGGAAACAUCAACCGGAGCCAGGCCGAGUCUCUGCUGAGAGGGAAGAGGGAUGGAACCUUCCUGGUCCGAGACAGCAGCAAACCGGGCUGCUACGCCUGCUCUGUGGUGGUGGAUGGGGAGGUGAAGCACUGCGUCAUCAACAAGACCAGCACCGGCUUCGGUUUCGCCGAGCCCUACAACCUGUACGGCUCCCUGAAGGAGCUGGUGCUGCACUACCAGCACACCUCGCUGGUGCAGCACAACGACUCGCUCAACGUCACGCUGGCCUUCCCCGUCUACAGCCAGCAGAGACGGUGACCACGACGACCGCCACCACCACGACCAGCGCCACGCCUUCACCGCCUACCCGACCACGUUUCCCUGUACGGAAAGCCGGAAGUCGCGGUCAGUUGGUUAAACUGUGGAGCAGUCCUGGAGCUUCAGCGCUAAAAUAUUUAACUGUGAACGCGUGAAACUUGAACUCUGACGAGGAAAAAAACGAGCAGCUCCACGUGAAAUUUAAAAGACUUUACAGAAAAACUGAAUAUCAUCGGGACUGCAGAUCCAAGACGAGGUUUUCACGUUUCAGCUCGGCAUCACAUGGGAACCUUUUAGUUUAUCAGGCUGAUGUUGUUGAAGUCUUUCCUCCAUUUACUUUCUAAAUGAUCAACUGAAAACCAGAUGCAGCAUCUGGAUGAUCAGUCACUAGUAGAAAUCCAGUUUAAAGAGUCACAAUACAACCACAAAGAGUCGCAAAAUGACUACAAAGAUGCAAAAAACAACCACAAAGACACACAAAACAACCAGACAGACGCAAAAAGAAUACAACAGGACAUGAAACAACCGCAAAGAUGCAAAACAACCACAAAGAGCCACAAAACGACCACACAGAGACCUAACACGACGACGAGACCCAAAACGACUACAAAAAGAUCCACCACGACAACAGAGACACAAAACAACCACAAAGAGGUGCUAAAGCAACAAAACCAGUCUCUUGUACCUGGAACGUCUUUGUCUGGCCAAAAACAAAACGUCACCAUGUCUUCCGUGACGAUUAAUGAUACAAAGACGUGACAAAUUAGCAUUUUCCCCAUGACUUGUGUGGUCACUACAAAAUGCAUGGCACUUUUGAGCUUGAAAAUAUCCAAUCAACGCUUUUUUAAAAAAGAAAUUACUUAAAAAAUGAGACGUCUUUUUCUGCCUAAAGCCCUUCACUGCUUCAAGCUAAAGGACAAAAUACAAGUUCAGGAACAUUCUCCUUCUCCAGAGCUCAUCAGUUUGAGGACAAAAGUCACUUUUUAGGCCCAAAUCAUGUCUGUUAGCUACAACAGCCUACUUAAUUACUCUCAUAAGUUAAUCGAUUAUAGAUUGAUAGUUAAUAAUUAUCAAUCCCACCCAUGUGAUUCUGACCUGAGUCUGUAGAGAAACCAGAACCUUCAUCAACUUUUGGCUGCGUCUGAUUGAAACUGAUCUCUUACUUUAAUCAGAACUACAAACCAGAACUACAAACAUGGCCGACGACGAUGAUGAUGAUGUCAGAGGAAGAAUGUGGGCAGAAAACACUUGACACUGAACUUCUGCUUUAAUGCGAUUUUGCUCAAAUUCAGAGUUUAAAGGAAUUUCAUUUGAAAAUUAAACGUAUUUGAUUGAAACUGAAUUCUGUUGCUCGGAAACUUAAGUUCAACUCUGCUUACAUCCAUAUAGAGGUCUCAAAAUCCUAAAGUCAGUUUACAUGGGCAGAAAUAUGAGGUACAACAAACUGAAUUAACUGAAUGUGAAUUGUUGAAAUACUUGAGCUUGAAUAAAAAAUGAGCUUGAAAAGCAGAAACUGGAUUUGAAUAUUGAACGCCUAUGAAGAAGGUGGACUGAGUUGGAUUUACAGUGAGGCUCAAACGGUGUUUCAAAGUAAAGCUUUGAGUUAGAAAAUAUCUGAUGGAAGUCAAAUUCAGUUUUUUGCACAUUUAUUGUAAUGGUUACAUUAUAUUGGAAUUUUCUAGUGGUUUUAAGUUCCCUGAAAGCCACUGGAAACCAUUCCAAUAUCACUCCAAAAGGCAGUCGUCCAACAGCAGUCCAUUGACAGCAUAAAACCACUCCAAAAACUGUUCAAUAACUAGUCUACAACCUGUCCAAAAACCAGAAUAAAACCAAUCUACAACCAAUCUAAAAUCCAGAACAAAACCAGUCUACAAGCAGUUCAAGAACUAUUCUAAAACCACUAGAAACCAUUCCAAUAUCAGUCCAAAAGCCAGUCUAAUACAAGUCCAACAGCAGUCCAAAAACCGCUUGAAACACUCCAGAAACUGUUCAGAGUAGUCUACAACAGUUCCAAAACCACUCCAUAAACCGGUCUACAAGCAGUUCAAGAACUAAUCUAAAACCAUUAAACCAUUCCAAUACAAGUCCAAAAAACUAGAAUAAAACCCAUCUAGAAACACUUCAAAAAUCCCUUCAAAAUCUGUUCAUACACCAGUCCUAAAACCAAAAUAAACCAGUCCAAUACAUGUCCAGAAGCUCCAAGAUAAAACCAGUCUACAACCAGUCCUAAACCCCCUCCAAUGACCAACCCCAAACCAGUUCAAAAAGUCCAAAAUCUGUCCUAAAACCACUAGAAACCACCCCAAUACCAGUCCAAAAACCAGUCAAAUACAGGUCCAAAAGCAGUCCAACACCUGGAUGAAAGCUAACAUAUGUACGCAAUUGUGAUUCAAGUUGAGCUAAUUCAAAUCUAAUUGAUGGAAGUUCAGUUUCAAGCGGCCCAGAAGAAGCAUUUUUCUGGAAACACUGUGAGUGAACGAGGUUUGAAACGAGGCUGAUCAAGGCUUCAUCUCCAAAGACUCGACUUUCCCUUUGCUUCCCUUCAGGUUUGUUUUGUUGCUGGAUUUUAAAGAGUUGUUUGAGCGGACGGACGAAUAGAUGACUUGUUUUAUUGCUCACCUUCCCCAAACGUCAGGAUCCUCCGAUCUCCUCAUUCUGAACAGAAAAAACUGAAACUAUAAAAUCAGGAUCUUUGGAGCUGGACUUGUGGACGUUAGUCUUCACGGAUUAUUUCUUCUUCUUCUUGUUUUUGUGACCCGGUACAGGAAGUGAAACUGUGCGUCCGUUGUCAUGGAAACCACCCGACAGCCUCCGGUGUUGUCCGUUUAUUCAGGCUUCCGUUUUUCUGACUUUCUGGGAAAAAACUCGCUUGAAAUUGAAACCAAAUUAGUGAAACGAGGAACAAACGCUGGAUGACGUGUCCGGAGCUCUGACGAAUCAAACAGAAGGUUUUAUUUCGACGUUCUGCUGCGUAUUCGUUUUCUUCUGGAACCUCCUCAGACUUUUAUUCAUCAUAUUCAGUCCAGUGUUUUCACAUCGGAGGUCUGUGUGCUGACUGUUGGAGCCAGAAAUGAAAUAGUUUCAUAUUUUUCUCAUCGGUUUAUCGAUUCCUUCCCACCAGAAUGAACUCUGCAGCUGCACUCGUUGAUCAAUGCACUUAUUGAUUUCUAGAUGUUCAGAUCACAAAAUGGUGUUCCGAUACUAAACGACACAAGCGCUUUAGAGGAAACUGACCGAUGUUUGCUUUAAAAAGUCACCUUAAAGGUGAGGAUGACUAUUGGCAUUUUUACUUAUAUAUUUGACCAAUUAUCACAGUUAUCAUGGAUUCGUAUUCUAAUCAGUUUAAUAAACACACGACUCAAAGAAUUAAUCUUAAAUUUAGACUCCUCAUCCAAAAACAUCCAGUGAUUUUUCUCAUAGAAGUUACUGGAUGUGGAAUAAUUAUUAUUUCUGUUAAUUACAUUUACAGAAAACUUCCAGGUUUUUUGAAUUCCAGACCAAAAGGUGAGGAUUUCUCACCUCAUUUCAGGGACUAUAUUCUCACUGUUUCUCAUUUUUAAUUGAUUAUCAAACGUUUGAAUUCAGAUGUUCUUCAGGUGAAUAAUUUAAGUCAAACCAGCUGUGAAGAAAUUUUGUUUUGACCCCAACAGAGCAAAGAAAUCUAGUAUUACCUAAUAAUGAACGUGAACCUCAGUGGGCCCGGAGCAGAGCCCUGAGGAAUGCCACAGUUAAUACCGCUGCUUCAUUUUCAGGUUUAAUUCAUGAUCAAUGCAGAAAUAAUCAAAGAUGAUUAAACCGAGGUCGCGUCAUUCCAGCUUUAAAGUCAUUCCACAGUUAUUAAAAACAUUUAUUAGUAGUUUUUCUUAUAAAUGGAGCUCCUGUUAUUAAUUUAUUUUCUGAUUCGUUUCUGGCCUCAAAGUGAAAGAACAUUCCGACUGAAGGCUUCGUUUUUGGCUAUUUUUCUUUUCAUACAAUUUACAAGAUUUAGUGUUUUUGCUUAAGUCGUGCUGCAUAAAUAUAUGACUCCUCUUUAUUUCAGCAUUUCCCGACAGUAUUCUGAGCUGAAAACAAUAAAAAUACUGACUGGUAUUUUUUAAAUUCUUGGUAUCGGUUGGUUUCGUUGAGCUCCUUCUCGGUUCCUUUCAGAACCACAUUUCUGUGUUUUGUUUGGUUUUUCUCAGUGUUACUGAAAAUCUGUGUGAAUUCCGUGAACACUGUAUUUUCUGUAUCAGAAACCUGUUUUUUUUUUUCGUUUGUUUCUUUUCUCCUCUCUUUGCUUCUCUUUGCUCAUGAUGUCGAUGUCAGAAUCCCAGACAAUAAAGCACCAGAACCUUGAA
This is a messenger RNA of Acanthochromis polyacanthus (spiny chromis), 6928 nucleotides long. RefSeq names its product phosphatidylinositol 3-kinase regulatory subunit alpha-like. The record is from RefSeq and is a predicted model, not a curated record. Gene Ontology annotation, molecular function: 1-phosphatidylinositol-3-kinase regulator activity; protein binding. Gene Ontology annotation, biological process: insulin receptor signaling pathway; phosphatidylinositol phosphate biosynthetic process. NCBI's taxonomy places the organism in Eukaryota, Metazoa, Chordata, Actinopteri, Pomacentridae. Gene Ontology annotation, cellular component: phosphatidylinositol 3-kinase complex.